AUGGAGGGCUUCGCGGACGAGGACAAGCAGGCGCCGGGUCAGGCGUCGGAUGAGAUGAUCCAGGCGGAGAACGAGGAGGUGGAGGCGCAGAACCAAGAAUCGCAAGACCGAGACACCUCCAUGGCAGAAGGCACAGACGAUGCGACGGUCAAGGAGCAGCAGCCCGAGGAAGCAGAUGCCUCGAAUGCGCCGAUAUCAGACAACCCCAUCGACGCACCCGAAGCGCCCAGACCCGAGAAUGCCGAGGAUGCUGGCGACGAUGCGGACAUGGCAGACACCAAGGACGGGAGCGAGGCCGUGGGAGCGACAGAGGCCGCGCCGGCCAUCACAAAAGCAGCGGUAGAGCAGUCGGCGCGGGCGCACCUGAUCGAACAGAACCAUGCCAUCAUCCUUCCUUCGUACAGCGCGUGGUUUGACAUGCACCAAAUCCACAGCCUCGAGCGCAAGGCGCUACCAGAGUUCUUCAACAGCCGGAAUCGCAGCAAGACGCCUGCAGUAUACAAGGACUACCGCGACUUCAUGGUCAACACAUAUCGUCUAAAUCCGGCUGAGUACCUGACUGUGACAGCAUGUCGGAGGAACCUGGCAGGCGACGUGUGCGCCAUUAUGCGUGUGCAUUCUUUCCUUGAGCAGUGGGGCUUGAUCAACUACCAGAUUGACCCAGACACGCGCCCGUCAAAUAUCGGUCCACCCUUCACAGGCCACUUCCGCAUUACUGCUGACACACCUCGAGGACUACAACCACUCCAACCUGCACCUAACAGCACAGUCACUCCUGGAAAGCCACACGCGGGCACAGAGCGCCUAGCUGCAGGCGGCAAAGCAGAUCUGAACUUAGAAGUUCGGAGGAACAUCUACGACGACAAGGGCAGGGAUGUCACCCCCGCGAAACCGGACACUGGAGAUGCAAAUGGCGAGGCAGGUAAGAGUCUGGAAGACAGCCUCAAGCAGGAUGGCAAGCAGUACUUCUGCUACUCGUGUGGCAAGGACUGCACGAGGGUGCGGUACCAUUGCUCGAAGAACCCUCCCUCCAGCGCCACAACUCCCAAGCCAACAAAGGACCACCGAUACGAUCUAUGCAGCUUGUGCUUCCAAGAAGCACGAUUCCCCUCCUCAACCACAGCCGCCGAUUACACAAAGCUGGAGAACGAGAAUUAUCGCAGCAUAGGCGACAAGGACUCACCAUGGUCCGACUCGGAACUCCUGCUCCUCCUGGAAGGUCUCGAAAUGUUCGACGACAACUGGGAGUCCGUCUCCGACCACGUCGGCUCCCGCACCCGCGAAGAGUGCGUGCUCAAAUUCCUGCAGCUCGAGAUAGAGGACCGCUACGUCGACGAAGCACCCUCCGCCAACGGUGCCUCAGCAUCCAUCGCCCAAGACCUCUCCUACCUCUCCGGCGGUCGUCUGCCCGUCAACCAGUUCGACAACCCCGUCCUCAGCGUCAUGGGCUUCCUCGCCGGCCUCGCCGACCCAGCCACUACCGCCAAAGCCGCCGGCAAGAGCGUAGACGAGAUGCGCAAGACGCUCCGCUCGCAGAUCGAACGCGAAGCCACUCCCGGCGCUGAGAAGUCUGCCGACGCUGCCUCAGCACCAGCCGAAGGCGGCGAAGCCGUUAAGAACGAGUCUCGCGCAGAAUCAAUGGAUGUAGACGACACCACCUCACUCGCCACCCGCUCGCCCCCAAAACAGUCCCAUGACCUCCCCACAACCGCACUCUCCCUCACCGCCGCCCGCGCCGCCGCCCUAGCCUCCCACACCGAGCGCCAACUCACCGCCCAAGUCUCCGCGGCCGUGAACCUCGAGUUGACAAAGCUGGAGCUGAAGAUGCAGCAGUUCAGCGAGAUGGAAGCGAUGCUGCAGGCCGAGCGCAGGGAAGUGGAGCGGAUGCGACAACGACUAUUCACGGAUCGAUUGGCUUUUCGGAAGAGGGUGCGGGAGGUGGAGGGGCAGUUGGGGAGGAUGAGGCUGGAUGUUGGGAUGGGAGAGAAGAUGGGGAUGGUAGAGGGGGAGGGCGCGGAGAGGGGGAGUGAGGGGCCGUAUCGGGAGGGUGGGGAGGGGUUUAUGAGGCAUGAGAUUUAG
Molecule: messenger RNA, 2079 nt
Organism: Saxophila tyrrhenica
Lineage: Eukaryota; Fungi; Ascomycota; Dothideomycetes; Mycosphaerellales; Extremaceae
Gene: ssr2
Product: SWI/SNF and RSC complex subunit Ssr2
Exons: 2
Coding region: 1-2079 (692 amino acids)
Biological process (GO): positive regulation of DNA-templated transcription
Cellular component (GO): SWI/SNF complex
Molecular function (GO): histone binding; DNA binding
Source: RefSeq, a predicted model, not a curated record